UGGGAGUAAAAGACAUUUAUGCAGGGCAAUAUACGACAGCGGAGAUCUUAUUAGCGUUUCCAACUUCUCAUACAAUUUUCAUAAAUCCACAGAUUCAGCUAAAGCACAGUUUCUAUUUCUUUUCAUUAUUUUUUUGUUGGGUUUUUCAGAAACAAAUUCACAAACCCAACAAGUGAAGAAUUGAGAAAAAAACACUAGCUUUAUCUGUGUGUGUUCAGUAAAUUCGAUUCCAAAAAUCCCAUCUUUUUAUUUUCUGCUAUCUUGUGGAAUGAUGGAGCUGCAGAGGUCAGCAGCGCUGAGAUUCUUUCUAGGGUUUCUGCUGCUGUCUAUGGCGAAUGGGAGAUUCGUGGUGGAGAAGAACAGCUUCAGGGUCACAUCCCCGGAUAAAAUCAAAGGCACGUACGACAGUGCCAUUGGCAACUUCGGGAUUCCUCAGUACGGCGGCAGCAUGGCCGGCGCCGUGGUGUAUCCGAAGGAGAAUCAGAAGGGAUGCAAGGAGUUUUCUGAAUUUGGGAUUACAUUUAAAUCGAGCCCCGGAGCUCUCCCAACUUUCGUUUUGGUCGAUCGUGGAGAUUGCUUCUUUGCCUUGAAGGUUUGGAAUGCCCAGAAAGCUGGGGCAUCUGCAGUUCUUGUUGCUGAUAAUAUUGAGGAGGCAUUGAUAACCAUGGAUUCACCCGAAGAGGAUGGUUCAACUUCCAAAUACAUUGAGAACAUAACAAUACCAUCUGCGCUUAUUGAAAAAAGGUUUGGCGAAAUUUUAAAGAAAGCAAUCAGUGCCGGUGAUAUGGUCAAUGUGAAUCUUGACUGGAGAGAAGCUGUUCCACAUCCAGAUGAUCGUGUGGAAUAUGAACUGUGGACCAACAGCAACGAUGAAUGUGGGGUUAAAUGUGACAUGUUGAUGGAAUUUAUGAAGGAUUUUAGGGGAGCAGCCCAAAUACUUGAAAAAGGCGGUUACACUCAAUUCACACCUCAUUAUAUAACUUGGUACUGUCCUCGGGCAUUUACUUUAAGCAAACAGUGCAAGUCUCAGUGCAUCAAUCAUGGAAGAUAUUGUGCUCCUGAUCCAGAACAGGACUUCAGCAGUGGUUACGAUGGGAAAGAUGUGGUUCUUGAAAAUUUAAGGCAGCUAUGUGUUUUUAGAGUGGUAAAUGAGACCAAAAAGCCUUGGGUAUGGUGGGACUACGUAACUGAUUUUCAAAUUAGAUGUCCCAUGAAGGAGAAAAAGUACAACAAGGAAUGUGCUGAUGGUGUCAUUAAAUCUCUUGGGCUUGAUAUUAAGAAGAUUGAGAAUUGUAUGGGAGACCCUAAUGCGGACUCUGAAAAUACUGUUCUGAAAGAAGAGCAAGAUGCUCAGGUUGGGAAAGGAACAAGAGGUGAUGUAACCAUAUUGCCUACCGUUGUUGUCAAUAAUCGCCAAUACCGAGGCAAGUUGGAGAAAGGUGCAGUUCUGAAGGCCAUCUGUUCUGGGUUCGAGGAAACUACUGAGCCAGCUGUUUGUUUGAGUACUGAUGUGGAGACGAAUGAAUGCUUGGAUAAUAAUGGUGGUUGCUGGCAGGAUAAAGCAGCCAACCUCACAGCCUGCAAGGAUACAUUUCGUGGGAGGGUAUGUGAGUGCCCUCUGGUUGAUGGUGUGCAAUUUAAAGGAGAUGGUUACACUACCUGUGAAGCAAGUGGGCCUGGGAGGUGCAAGGUAAACAAUGGAGGUUGUUGGCACGAAGCUCGAGAUGGGCAUGCAUUCACUGCUUGCACAGAUAAUGGAGAGGUCCAGUGUCAGUGUCCCCCUGGGUUUAAAGGCGAUGGUGUUAAAAGUUGUGAGGAUAUUGAUGAAUGCAAAGAGAAGAAAGCCUGUCAGUGCCCCGACUGUAGCUGUAAAAAUACCUGGGGGAGCUAUGAUUGCUCGUGCAGUGGGAAUCUUCUGUAUAUCAGGGACCAGGAUACCUGCAUAAGUAAGUCUUCUGGUGGGGGAAAGUCGUCUGCAUGGGUUGCUGUGUGGGUUAUUUUGAUAGGCUUGGCGAUGGCUGCUGGUGGGGCAUAUCUAGUGUACAAAUACAGAUUACGAUCAUAUAUGGAUUCGGAGAUAAGAGCCAUAAUGGCACAAUAUAUGCCUUUGGACAGCCAAGCCGAAGUUCCAAAUCAUGUGAACGAGGAGAGGGCGUGAAAAUGGGACCCCAUUAUUGAACGGUUAGGAUUUAUAUGGCACAGCAUGGAUAUGGAUUGUUAUACGUCUUUCUUUUGCAGUCUUGAAUGUUUGAUUGAGCCUAAUCUUUCAUACUCCUCUACGUCGUGUCGGAUUGUAAAUGAAUGCAGAUUAGAAUGUCUUGUUUCGUAGGACUGUAGCAUGCCAAUCCCUUGGAGUAAGGUAGAUUGCAAGGAGUGUAGGUCUAGUGUCAGAACACUUCUAUUCCCAGCGUAAAAUCUUGGUAUCUUUUCAUUUUAGUUAAUUUGUUGUUAUUCUGUAACUUACUUUUGCCUGUAACUUAUACCUUAGUUUAGUUAUAAUUUAUAUGCACAAAACAAUUUUGUUUUGGUCA
This is a messenger RNA of Pyrus x bretschneideri (Chinese white pear), 2531 nucleotides long. Its product is annotated as vacuolar-sorting receptor 1-like. The record is from RefSeq and is a predicted model, not a curated record. Lineage: Eukaryota; Viridiplantae; Streptophyta; Magnoliopsida; Rosales; Rosaceae. Gene Ontology annotation, molecular function: calcium ion binding. The coding region runs from base 269 to 2158 and encodes 629 amino acids. The transcript is spliced from 12 exons.